Dovyalis caffra is the source of this 2055-nucleotide messenger RNA. Lineage: Eukaryota; Viridiplantae; Streptophyta; Magnoliopsida; Malpighiales; Salicaceae. The record is from the annotation of a GenBank genome assembly.
AUGUGCAGAACUAAAUCAGUAUGUAAUAUAUUUGUCUAUUGUUCAAUUAGUGAGCUAAAGUUUGGUUUGCUAGAGAAUCUUCUAAUCCUUAUUGUCCAAAAUUUGGUGCUCAAGCUUCCAGUGGAAAUGGGGAAUUUGAUUGGACCCGUGUGGGAUAUGAUAAAACUGAUGUGGGCUCCUGUUGGUCGCCGGAUACAGCUUGCCAGAAGACUAGGUGAGAAGAUAGAAAAACUUGACACAGAAGCUCGAUAUUUAUCAAACCAAAGACAAGACAUCGAAAGGGAACUCUCAAGCGAUGUUGAUAAAGUGCCUAAUGAAGUAUGUAAAGGUUGGAUUGAUGAUGUGGAAAAGAUUGAACAACGUAGAAGUGAGAUUAAAGAUGAGUAUGCACAAAAUAAGAAAUGUCUGUUGGGUUUGUUUCCUGAUAUAAAAUGGCGUAUGAGUUUAGGGAAGCGUAUUGAGGAAGUAGAUGUUCGUAUUGGUGAGCUCAAAGAGAUGUCAAAGUUUGAAGGAGGCUUUGCUCUUGAUCUGCACCGCCACCUGCUGCUGAGUAAGGUAUUGGCACACAUAAGAAGUGAAAAGAUCCAUCAGAUAGGAAUUUGGGGAAUGGGUGGUGUCGGGAAGACAACUGUAGUGAAAGCUUUGAAUAACUUACCGGAGAUCUCAAUAACUUUUGAAAUUGUCAUAUGGGUUACCGUCUCAAGUCAGGGGAGUAUUGAUAAGAUUCAAAAGGAUGUUGCAAGGCGUUUGUCAAUUAAUGUAAACGAUGCAGAUCCCAUUCACACAGUUGCAAAUAAAAUCUACCAAAUUCUGAGUUCCAAGAAGUUCUUGUUGCUGCUGGAUGAUGUAUGGAGAAGCUUAGAUUUGGGCGAUAUCGGCAUCCCUAAUCUUAACGAGCAAGAAAAAGAUGAAGAGAUAGAAGUCGAUGAAUUGAUAGAGUAUUGGAGAGCAGAGGGGCUGACUGGUGAUGCAAAAUCUAUAAUCGAUGGCUAUAAUAAAGGUCGUGACCUAUUGAAUACUCUUGUUCAAAAAUCUUUGUUGGAGAUGGUUGGAUACUCUCGUUGUAGGAUGCAUGAUUUGUUACGGGAUCUAGCAUUAAUUAUCACAUCGCCAAGAGGAAAUAAUGACAAUAAGUUUUUGACGAUUCCGAACAAGUUCUUUCAGCACUUGGCAGAGCUUCGAGUUUUAGACCUAUCGUACACCAGCAUCAGAUCACUACCAUCAUCUAUUAGCAGUUUGGUGAAUCUUCAAGGGCUAUAUUUGAAUUAUUGUGAGUCUCUUGCAGAGCUUCCAUCUGAAGUGGGAUCUCUAAAGAAGCUCCAAGAACUUCAAAUGGCUGGAGUUGGGGUCCACAGUUUACCAUUUGAGAUCAUGAAUUUGAAUCGUCUUAUUAGUUUUAUAUUUUCAAGUGCUUGCCACGUUAGCACGACGGUGGAUAUUCCUGCUGGGGUGAUAAAAAGUCUCAUCUCAUUGGAGCAACUGCAAAUUGGUGUGAAGUUGUUGCAGUCUGCGCACGUUGCUAUGCUGGACGAGGUGGCUUGUUUGAGAAAUUUGACUAAAAUUCAUCUCUCUUUUCCAAACGUUGAAAACCUUGAGCGUUUCCUCUCAACAAGUUGGUCAUGGAAAGAACAAAGGUUCUUGAACUUCCGAUUUUUUGUCAAUAAUAAUUGGGAUCCCUCAGUAUAUCCGCAGCCGGAGUUGAGCCAUGGAGCUUUGAUAUUAUACGAUUGCCAGGAUUCUCCUACUACCCCGAUCCCUCCUACAAUAAUGAGAGUACUUAGCCGUUCCCAAGAGUUUAUGGUGUCAUCUCGUGGUAUCAAAACACUGUCUGAAUUUGGCAUGCAAAACCUUAAAGGUCUCAGAAUUUGUGAAGUGUGGAGCUGUGAUGACAUUGAGAUUCUUGCAAAUGGGGAUGAGUCAGAAGGAGGCGACAUUUUUCCUGAUUUGGAGAAUUUGGACGUUGAGCUGUUUGCCGAAAUUGAGAGCAAUACUGGAAGGGCAACCGUCAAUAAGAAGCUUCUCAAAUCUCAAUUCUUUGAGAUUGGAAACAUGUGA